AAGUCAUGUGAUUAGAAGCAUACAAAACAAGCUUUGCUUUCAGUCAGUUCAUGGUAAUAGCCUUUACUCAUUGUAAUAACGUGGAGUUGGGAUCAGGUACAAGAAUAGAUAAUGGCUCCGACAUGGCCAGGUUUGGUCAUUUUGUUGCAGCUUUUUAUUGUUCAAGUGAAGUUAUGUGAAAUACCACCUGGAAAUACACGUCUGAUUCAGUCUCUAAAUCUGAAACUGUUGAGAGCAACACUUGAUACUUCUAAUAUUGCGAAUCCUAGUGUCUACGUUGGACUUCGACUUUCAGAAGCUCACCAUCUUCAAACAGAGGUUAAUUAUCUCCAAAAACUCAAAGUUUCUAUGCAGACUCUUGCUAGCAGUGCAAAUAAAGAAGAAGCAAGCACUGGCAUUCUUGCCCUCCACUUGCUGGCCCUGAAAGCUUCCUGUGAGAACAUGGACACACCAGAGAGCAAGAAGUUAAUUACUAACCUUAAAUUGCAACUUCAUGAAGAGAAGAGAGAAUUGGUGAUGAAACAAAGACUCAAGUCAAACUACUACCAAUACAGUCUAGGGGUUUUGGCACUAUGUGUCAAUAAAAAGAAAGUGGAUAAACAUAUCAUUAAUAAACUCCUGGAUGCUGAAGAACACAAUAAAUUUGACCAUGGAGAGAGCAUCUCUAUUGACACCGAGGCCAUGGCAGGUCUUGCAUUUUUGUGCUUGAAACGUUCUGAUGAAUAUCCCACUGACCUUAAAAGACAUCUUGGUAAAGCUAUCGAAAGUGUGAAACAAAAGAUAUUGGAUGAAAAAAGUACUGAUGGAUUAUAUGGAAAUAUUUACAGCACACCCCUUGCUGUUCAGUUCCUCUCUGUCAUGGGAAUAAAACAUACACAGGCUUGUUCCAAAACCAUAGACUCCCUACUGGAAGCCAUCAAACAAGGAAAGUUUGCAAACCCAAUGAUGAUGUCUCAGUUAAUGCCUGUUUUACACCACAAGUCUUACCUGGAUGUGGAAAAGGUAGACUGUACCUCUAAGACUGAUAACACAUUGUUAAACCCCAGUUCAGUUCUCCCUGCGGUUAGUACAGGUGAAGACCUUCUUAAAGUCCAGCUUGUAGUGGAAGCAACUCCAGGACAGGCCAUCACCCAUGAUAUUUAUGUCCCAUCUCGUUCCUCCCUUCUGGACGUCCUGCAAAAAGAAAAAAAUCAGAAUCCAAAUUUCAAAUUUGAAACAAAGGAUUCUCUAUAUGGUCCAUAUUUGUCCUCUGUCAAUGGGGUAGCAGCCUCGUUGGAGGAAAGAACCUACUGGCAGCUUCUUAAGCAUCCAAACAUUUCUCUGGUAGAAGGUAUUGCUGAUUACAGACCUGAAGAUGGGGAGAGAAUCCUCCUUCGCUUAAGCAAGUGGUAACCGGUGCAAUCUGACCUCAAGAUCUCUACCAUCAAUUUGUGGAGCUAGAUAACCAAUCUCUGCCAACAGAACUCAACAUUAGUAACAAAUUAAACCCAGUUCCAAAUCCCCACAAAAUGAGAGAUAAUGUAUAAUGCUCGAAUAAUUGUUUUCCUAACAUAAUAUGUAGAUUUGUAUCUAUGAUUGAAAUUUACACUUGUAUAGAUAACCAGUGUAAACUGGACUACUCUGAAUCUGAUCAAUGGCAUACACCGCUAGUUAACCUUGUCCCCUAAAUGUUAAGAAUACAACAAAUGAUGCUAUUUAAUAUAUGAGAAUAAUUAUUAUAAAAACAUUCCUGUCGGCUGUCUUCCAUUAACUUACUGUACUCUGUGGAAUAAUUAACAGGAAUGAGACCUUUAAUGUAAGUUUCCAAUCACUGUCCUGUGUCUUGCAGUUCAUAUUUGUAUAUUUGCAUAGUAACCGCUAUUGAUGAAUCAAUUUUAAACAAUUCUAUAAAACCACACUUGC
Pelobates fuscus (common spadefoot toad) is the source of this 1902-nucleotide messenger RNA. RefSeq names its product transcobalamin 2 (gene TCN2). The record is from RefSeq and is a predicted model, not a curated record. Gene Ontology annotation, biological process: cobalamin transport. The transcript is spliced from 10 exons. Gene Ontology annotation, molecular function: cobalamin binding. Lineage: Eukaryota; Metazoa; Chordata; Amphibia; Anura; Pelobatidae. The coding region runs from base 112 to 1392 and encodes 426 amino acids.